Molecule: messenger RNA, 615 nt
Organism: Chrysoperla carnea
Lineage: Eukaryota; Metazoa; Arthropoda; Insecta; Neuroptera; Chrysopidae
Product: glucosidase 2 subunit beta
Exons: 2
Coding region: 83-601 (172 amino acids)
Biological process (GO): N-glycan processing
Cellular component (GO): glucosidase II complex
Molecular function (GO): protein binding
Source: RefSeq, a predicted model, not a curated record
UUGUAUUUCUUUCUGCUAUCAAUGAUCAAAUCUUAAAUGAAGCGUAUAAAAUAAUUUUAUUAAUUGUAUUAUAUUUGAAAUAAUGAAAAUACGAAAAUGUUUUCAUACGAGAAGAAUUCCUAUAUAUUUGAUAAUAUUUGUUUUUAUUGUUUGUAUUUGCAUAUUUUAUCAAUACAGGCAUUUUAAAGAAUUGGAUGGUAUUUCAAAUAUAAAAUUCCCUUACGUAGUAAAACAAGCAUUAAUUGGCGUAAACCGGAGACAGCUACCAUAUUAUAAGAAAGAAGAAACAGAAAAUAAAUUUCAAUGUUUAAAUUAUAAACAAAAUUUAGACUUUCAAAGUGUAAAUGACGAUUACUGUGACUGUGUGGAUGGAACUGACGAGCCUGGAACUAAUGCAUGUUCUUUUAAUCAAUUCAAUUGUGCAUAUAAAAAACCACAUUUACCUGAAAAAUUGAUACCGGCUAGUAGGGUUAAUGAUGGUAUAUGUGAUUGCUGUGAUGGUUCAGAUGAAUGGCUAAUGAAAACUUUUCAACCAAUUGAUAGGGAAACCCAGAAAAAAAUUGGACGUUACUUGUCUCCUUGCCCAAAUUUAUGCCCUUAACUCUAAUUCAAAUA